UACUAAUGAUCAUGUGGUUUCAUCUUGUAUUAUUUGUGACCUCAGUCAUCAUUCAUGGCGCCUCUUGUGAGGAGGAAUCAACUGAUGGUGAAUUUGCAAUGAAGUACCUAUCAGACUAUCACUACCUCUCGCCAAGCAGAUCAGGCAACCAUGACGUAAAAACCGCGCUAAAGAACUUCCAGAAAUUCUUUGGUCUGCCUGUGACUGGCGAAUUAGACGAAGAAACUUUAUACCAAAUGAAGAAACCACGAUGUGGGGUCCCAGAUGUUGAUGAAAAUGGCGGGCGUUUGCGCAUUAAACGAUUCAGUACAUGGGGAAAGUGGCGUAAAACAGAUCUCAAGUACUACUUGUCUUUUGGCGAAGACAUGUCAGAAGCGGAUCAGGCUAGAGUUAUGGCUCGGGCAUUUCAAAUGUGGAGCGCCGUUGCAUCUAAGCUGAGGUUUACAAGAACUCUUUCAGUUUCGAAUGCAGACUUCAGAAUCAGUUUUGGUAAAAGAAAGCACUCUGGUGUCCCAGGCGAAAGGCAGUGUUAUUCCGACUUUGAUGGUAAAGGCAAGGUUCUGGCUCAUGCUUUUUAUCCACAAGAUGGUCGACUUCAUUUUGACGAUGAUGAAUACUUCACCGAGACUGGUUCAUGGUGGAAUGGAUCACAGAGCCUACUUUAUGUUGCUGUGCACGAGAUUGGUCACGCCUUAGGACUUAGACACUCUGACGUGAAGGGCACAGUGAUGUGGCCGACUGCAAGUCGAGGUACACCCAAGCUGCAUCAGGACGACAUUGAUGGGAUAAGGUCGCUCUAUGGGUGAUCCCAUAAAUGAUAUCAAGUCACGACAGUGGAAUGCGAAUUCACUUAAUAAAAUGCAUGAUAAAAAAA
This is a messenger RNA of Pocillopora damicornis (cauliflower coral), 874 nucleotides long. RefSeq names its product matrilysin. Gene Ontology annotation, molecular function: zinc ion binding; metalloendopeptidase activity. Lineage: Eukaryota; Metazoa; Cnidaria; Anthozoa; Scleractinia; Pocilloporidae. Gene Ontology annotation, biological process: collagen catabolic process; proteolysis; extracellular matrix organization. Gene Ontology annotation, cellular component: extracellular matrix. The record is from RefSeq and is a predicted model, not a curated record.